This is a messenger RNA of Otolemur garnettii (small-eared galago), 1550 nucleotides long. RefSeq names its product zinc finger protein 789 (gene ZNF789). The record is from RefSeq and is a predicted model, not a curated record. Gene Ontology annotation, biological process: negative regulation of transcription by RNA polymerase II. Gene Ontology annotation, molecular function: DNA-binding transcription repressor activity, RNA polymerase II-specific. Bases 180 to 1463 code for a protein of 427 amino acids. The transcript has 5 exons. Lineage: Eukaryota; Metazoa; Chordata; Mammalia; Primates; Galagidae.
GGCUGAUGGGCCAGAGGCUCAGAGGACGCCUCGAGACAGGGGGAUCUUCGGUCAGGCCAGGGAGCCCGAGUUGGGAGCCCAGUCCCGUGGCUGCCGCGGUGGAGGCAGCGGGGCGGACUGUCGGCGGCGACGGCAGCUCAGCCUGACAGCCUGGAUCCUACCCUUGUCAAAGACAGGCCAUGGAAACUAUGUUCCCGACAGCCAAGAGGAUGGAGUUGCUGUCAUUUGAGGAUGUGGCAAUGUACUUCACCCAAGAGGAGUGGGGCCAUCUUGACUGGGCUCAAAAGGACCUCUACAGAGAUGUGAUGCUGGAGAACUACAGCAACAUGAUCUUGUUGGGAUUUCAGUUUCCCAAACCUGAGGUGAUCUGUCAACUGGAGAAGUGGGAUGAGCCCUGGAUCCUGGACCUACCAAGAGCUGGGAAUAGGAAGGCUUCCAGUAGUGCUUACCCAGGUUCUGAACCCAGAUACAAGAUGACGACACUAACUUCAAAGCAGAAAGUUUCUGAAGAUUUAGAGUCAUGUAAGAUGUCAGUGGUGAUGCAGCAAAUGGCCAAGAAAUUUUCAGAAAAGUUACACAAAUGUAAAGAAGUUGUGGACAGUUGCAGGCUUGUCCUUCCUAAUGGUGAUGCUGAAUACAACAAAGGCUUCCUUCAAAACCUUAACCUUCAAGAUCAGAAUGCUCAAACAGGGUGGAAGCAAGGCAAAUGUGAUGAAGAUGGAAAACGCUUCAAUCAAAGCUCUUUGCUUUUGAGGCAUGAGCUAAUUUUUACAAGAGCAAAAUCUUAUGAAUGUAAUCAAUGUGGGAAAGUCAUUCGACGUAAGGCAUGGUUUGAUCAACAUCAAAGAAUCCACUUUUUAGAGAAUCCCUUUGAGUGUAAUGUAUGUGGGCAAGCCUUCAAACAGCGAUCAGCUCUUAUUGUCCAUAAACAGUGUCACUUGCAAAGCAAGCCAUAUAAAUGUCCUGACUGUGGAAAGUGUUUCCGUCAGGUUGCAUAUCUUGUUGAACAUAGGAGAAUUCAUACCAAAGAAAAACCGUACAAAUGUAGUGAAUGUGAAAAAACCUUUAGUCAGAAUUCAACUCUUAUUCGACAUCAGCUAAUCCAUAGUGGAGAAAAACCCCACGAGUGCCUUGAGUGUGGAAAAGCCUUUGGUCGGUAUUCAACACUUUUGUGCCAUCAACAAAUUCACAGUAAACCAAACACCCAUAAAUGUAGUGAAUGUGGACAGUCCUUUGGCCGGAAUGUGGAUCUCAUCCAGCAUCAAAGAACCCAUACAAAAGAGGAAUUCUUUCAAUGUGGAGAAUGUGGAAAAACUUUUAGUUUUAAGAGAAAUCUUUUUCGACAUCAGGUCAUUCAUACCGGAAACCGACCCUUUGGAUGUGACGUAUGUGGAAAAUCUUUCAAGUGGCACACAAGCUUUAUUAAGCAUCAGGGCACUCACAAAGAACAGAUGUCUACAUGAUAUUAACUGGAAGUGAUAUCAUUUAAAGACUAUAGCUUAUUUACCACCAAGUGUGUAGAACUUGAUUGUUUCAUGAAAUGCAAUAAA